This is a messenger RNA of Spodoptera frugiperda (fall armyworm), 2239 nucleotides long. RefSeq lists its product as uncharacterized. Gene Ontology annotation, molecular function: nucleic acid binding; zinc ion binding. Lineage: Eukaryota; Metazoa; Arthropoda; Insecta; Lepidoptera; Noctuidae. The transcript is spliced from 2 exons. Bases 141 to 2231 code for a protein of 696 amino acids. The record is from RefSeq and is a predicted model, not a curated record.
AGUGCUGACUUCCACGUAGUGAUCCCCGGGCAACGCCGUGUCUGACCACCGUAACGGAGUGGCAGACCGGCGGCUAACGAGCGCUGUGCAUUCGUACACUUUCCUUCAUUGCGGUUGAGUACGAUUAAGACUUUUCUUCGAUGCCAUCGAAGCCUUUGCGGGACGCCUCCGGGCGCUUCCAAUCAAAACGCCCUUCUCAGGGCGAACCCAACGGCCCUUCUCAGGGCCAACCCAACGGCCCUUUUCAGGGCCAACCUGACGACAUAUCUGUGUCGGAUACUAGCCGCGCACCAUCUGCGGCUAGUUUGUUUUGUCGGGCGGACGACUCGUCGGACUGCGAGUCCGUGACCGAGGCGGUCGCCAGUACCAGUCGGUACCUAAAGCGGGCCUACCUGAGGCAAGAAUCCGACGAUUCUUCGGAAUCUGUAAUUGGUAGGACUAAAAAGGCGAAGGCGAAAUCAAGUUCCCACGAUGUGGGACUUGAUGAGGCUCAACGCCAGCUGAGGGCGUCUCUGGCGCAAGCAAAGCGGGUGGAGGUUCAAAAGGACCUAGAAGAAAAGGUCGCCGCCAAGGAGCGCGCAACCGGUGCUGCACGGUCCAGGGCCGGCUACGGGGCCUCCAACGUCCUGUACGCAGACCACUCAGUGGCCGAGCUAGCGCAAAUGGCGCUGGAGGACAAGGAGGAGAUUUUGGAGGUGGCCUCCAAGUCCUCCAAUCUGAAGGGAACCUUCCAAAAGGCCCUUAAAUGCCGUGCAGCCAGCUUGCACGGCAUUAUUGCGGAACUGGUGCAGCGCACGGCCACGGAUGAAUCGCGGCAGCUGCAGGCGCGGGUGGAUCGCCUGCAGGCUGAGGUAAGCCAGCUGCAUAAGAAGCUGGCUGAAGCCACGGCUCCUGCCCCCAAAACCUCAGCAGCAACAGGCUCCUCCUCCGACCUUGAGGACAUCAUCCGCAAGGUCACUCAGGAGGAGAGAGCCUUCACCAGAGCCUGCCUUGCAGGUAUAGAGGAUCGGCUGUUGCCGGAAAAGCGCAUCCGUCCUCCACUCGCGGCGGACAGAGCGCCAGUUGCGAUGCCGGCACCGGCAACGGUCCCAUCCACCAGCGGGCAACCCCAGGCCCCAAAGCCCUCUAAGGGCAAAGGGAAGGGAAAAAAGUCCCAGGCGGCAGCUCCACUUGCGCCCAGCACAUGUGCAGAUGCACAAGUCGAGCUUGGAACCGUCCAAGCAGCUCCUCCUCUUAGCCAGCAGGACGACGCGGGGGAACCUUCCGCCACCCCUCCCACCGAGACGUGGACGGAGGUAGUGAAAAGAGGGAAAAAGAAGAAGACGGUCCCGAAAAUCACCCCGGCUGCUCCUGCAGCCAACAGGGCUCCUGCCGCUCCCUUAAACAAGGGUGUGAAACUAGCGGCUCCCAGGUCGGCGGCGGUGACGGUGACCAUCACUCCAGAGGCCGCUGAAAGGGGUGAAACAUACGAGUCGGUGCUGACGCGGGCUCGUGGGUUCGCUGACCCCAUCCAAUUGGGCAUCGGCCCCAUCAAGUGUCGCCGUACCCAAACCGGCGCUCGAUUAUUCGAGUUCCCCGGGGCCGCGGGUUCGCAAAACGCGGAUCUCUUCGCGGCUAAGCUGCGAGAGGGCAUCGCGGACGUGGCAAAGGUCGCCAGACCAGUCAAGUCCGCGACACUGGAGGUUGUGGAUCUCGAUGAUUCAGUUUCCAUGAACGAAGUGGUUGCGGCCAUUGCAGCAGCAGGAGGCUGCUCCGUCGAGGCGGUGCAUGGUCGGACCAUCUGGACUGGCCGCCGCGGCCUGGGCAUGACCCGUGUGGACUGCCCAGUCACCGCAGCCAAGGCCGUCCUGAACAGAACCAAAGGACGGCUGCUGAUCGGGUUCAGCUCAGCUGUGGUCCGAGCACUUGAGGAGCAACCUCUGCGCUGCUUCAAGUGCUUCGGCACUGGCCACACCCGAUACAUGUGUCCGUCCAGCGCGGAGAGGGCAGACACCUGCUACCGUUGCGGCAAGUCGGGGCACUUGGCGGCGUCCUGUGACGCCACCACGCCGCACUGUGCUGUGUGCGCGGCCAGUGGUCGCCCAGCGAACCAUUUCAUGGCUGGGAGGAAGUGUACUCCUCCCACCAAGAAGGGCAAAAUGCAGGCGCCAAAACGUCCUGCCGCUGCCAAUGCUACCGCCACCGCUACCCCGGUCACGGUCGCUGACGCGGGAGAUGAGAUGAUUGAAUAAUGGGGCGC